Molecule: messenger RNA, 1440 nt
Organism: Rhizoctonia solani
Lineage: Eukaryota; Fungi; Basidiomycota; Agaricomycetes; Cantharellales; Ceratobasidiaceae
Exons: 9
Coding region: 1-1440 (479 amino acids)
Source: RefSeq, a predicted model, not a curated record
AUGAACAAUUGCGUCCCGACCCAUUUUCCAGUUAAAGAGGGUGGUAUAUUCUCGACUAUGGAUGGGGUAUCCGAGGCUCUUGCACAAGCUCUCAAGGGCACCAUCGUACUUAAUCGGGAGGUACCAGGCGAGGGAUGGAUGAACCAGGAGUUUACCAAUGCGAUGAAUAGGCUAAAACUGAGUGGGCUGGAGAGAGUUACAAUGACCAAAUCCGUAAAAGAGGCCCAAGAGGGCCAUGAUUUUAAGUUCGCCUUUGAGUUCGAGACUCACGAGCUUGAAGCCAAUACCCUCCGGAUGAAAACAGGAUAUAAACCAUCCAGGGCCAAUUUAACGCUAUUCUUGCAAGCGAAGGUUGUGAAGUACAAUCUCCAACGGGAUGGUGAGGAUGUACCAAAGUUAAACGAUCGUGAUUCGUCGGUAGAUUUUCUUGAUGGGUACGAGCUAAUAAGCCGGGGAAUAGCCGCAAGCACGUGGGAGCAUUCAAAACAAUAUUAUUCUACCAAUGAGGCCUAUAAAAGAAUGCGUGACACUAAACUUCUAAGUCCAGAGGAAAUUACCCGCGAGCUGCAAGAGGACAGCGAGAGAGACGUCAACGCGCCCAGGAGAUCUCGAAGGACCCACUACGGCUCACAGGCACCGGUAAAGCUUCCCCAGAGCAUGAUUGACUAUGAGGAAGGCAAUACGUCUCGCAACCCUGUGACAAACUCCAUACGCAGAGAUCGGUUACAAGCGGAAAUUCUUCAGUCUGCUAUUGCGGGGGCUCAGAGUCAAGCCGAUGCCUUCAACCAGGCAAACAGAGACACUGGCAAUAAACGUGGAUUCGAUAGAUACGCAUAUGGCGGUGUCCAACAGGUGUACUUCUUCCCGAUUAACAUGGUAGAAACCGCUUUUAGGCUUGCUGUGAGCCAAGAGAUAGACAUACAGUCCAAGGAACAACUCAAUGGCUUCAUGUGGGACUAUCUUAGGUCUCAAGAUAAAGCAAAGAUUUCACUUAUGGCUAUGAUAAACUACCGACCCUGUGUCGCCUCGUCCUCUUGGGAGCUGACUCCGACCGAUGCCCAAAUAAAGAGGCUAAAGUCGCUCGAGGAAUCCCGUAAUCACAAGAAUCCUAAGAGGUCGAUGAAUGCCGGUAGAGUUAAUUCCUCUGACCAAGAUAGGGUCUUACGAUCAAGUUCGCGGGAAAGAGAGGCGAAAGAUUCUACAUCCCGUAAAUCUUUGAAGGAGCGUCAAGGCAUGCGCAGGGACGCGAAGGAGAAGGUAUUCUCUGAAGAUAGAAGGAGAGAUCUUGAGGACUCCCAGGAUAGCAACUUGAACUGGCAGAUUGAAGAAAAUGUACUCAACAUCCUCAUGGCUAUGGAACACAAGUCUGCCGUAACUCCGUACUCAUGCUACUCUUUCUUGGCUCCUAUCUCCCCGAGUACUAGCACAAUAAAGCUGUAA